Messenger RNA from Penicillium pulvis, 1407 nucleotides. Its product is annotated as Gfo/Idh/MocA family oxidoreductase. NCBI's taxonomy places the organism in Eukaryota, Fungi, Ascomycota, Eurotiomycetes, Eurotiales, Aspergillaceae. Bases 1 to 1407 code for a protein of 468 amino acids. Gene Ontology annotation, molecular function: oxidoreductase activity; nucleotide binding. The transcript has a single exon. The record is from RefSeq and is a predicted model, not a curated record. Gene Ontology annotation, biological process: NADPH regeneration. Gene Ontology annotation, cellular component: cytoplasm.
AUGUCAAACCCAAUCCUCCGCCUCGGUAUCCUAGGCGCAUCAGAAACCAUUCAAACAACCAUCCUUCCAAUUCUCGCCUCCCUCAAAACUCACUUCAAGCUCACCAUAAUUUACGACCAAAAUGGAUCAGUUGCGAAACACUGCCAGAAAGAGUUCAAUAUCACCCACAGCACCACCUCCACGCAAGAACUCCUCUCUCACCCAGAGGUAGACCUAGUGCUGAACCUCCUCCCCUUCGAAUACCAUGAACAAUACACGAUCGCCGCUCUCGAGGCCGGUAAACACGUCAUGGUCGAGGUACCUCUCAGCCUGAGCGUUAACGGCCUGCGCCUCAUCCGCAAAGCAACCGCCAAAGGCCUAGACGUGCGCUCAAACCACAGCACAAACAAUGAUACAAUCUACAACCCGCCCAAGGUCUUCGUCGGCUGCGCGCGUCGCUACGCGCCUUGCUUCACAGAUGUGUUCAAGAAGGAACUUGCCAAUCUUGGCCGCGUGUAUUAUGCGCGAUGCCGUAAUAUCUCUGGUCCCUUGCGCAUUUCUGCCCUCCAACAAGCCUCAGUCAACGGUACAAACGGAUCCAGUCUAAACGGGGACGGAAAUGGAGAUGAUUUGACGGGUCAGAAUGGUGCUACCAAUGGACACGGCGAUGACAAUGUUACCAAGGACACCAACAACGCAAUCCCAAUCACAAGCACGGAACACUUCAAUGCCCUCCUCACUGAUAUUUUCGGCGCUGAAGACCUUACGCCCGACCGUGUCGCUUUCUGUCGCUUCCUGGGAAACAUGGGCUGUCACGAUCUCUCUCUAAUGCGCGAGUCACUGGGUACCCCAGACGCAGUCGCCAAUGUAGCGAUUACAGACCCGUUCUACUCGACAAUCUUCCACUACACAGAUUCAGAAUCAAUCUGUGGUCCUUCUGGCGAGGGAUACCCAUUCACAGUCAUGUACGAAACGGGUGUGGGUUCUGUCCCAAGUUGCGAUGCGCAUCUGACUGUCUACGGGGCCACGAAGACCAUCUCUGUGGAAUACGAUGUACCCAGCUUGGCUAGACCAGUAUCCCCUGAUGGUGGAGGACAGGUGAAAGUGAUUAUUGAGGAGCUGGAAAGUGAGGAUAAGCACAGCGACGAGAAUGGGAAUGGGUCUGCAAAUGGAAACGGGGUUUCGAAUGGAAAUGGAGUCUUGUAUCGUCCUCGUGUGAAGAGGACUGAGUACGUGAGCUCUCUUGCCGAGUCUUAUGAGCGUGAAUUCAUGGCCAUGCACUCUUAUCUUAAUCGUGGGUAUCAGACCGGAACUGGAGCUGAGGCCAAGACGACGGCUAAUGAUGCGCUGAUGGAUCUGCGGCUGCUUAAUAUGAUUUUCGAGCAUUAUGAUCGGCAGUGUGGUACGAUUCGGACUCCUUUGGGUUAA